AUGUGUUAUCCAUUAGCACUCGCCGUUCCACAAGUGUGUCCACCGCUAAAUUCAAGCGCAACAACACCGUCGGUUCCUACAACAACAACAACACGGUCAACAACAAAAACAACAACACGGUCAACAACAAAAACAACAACACGGUCAACAACAACAACAUCAACACGGUCAACAACAACACGACCAAGAACAACAACAACAACAGCACGGCCAACAACAACAAUAACAACACGGCCAAUAACAUCAACAAUAACACCCACGAAAACAACAAUAAGUGAGUGGGCUAGAUUUUUAGUGUUCCGCCAGAAGUCAACAACGUUUUCAUGGUUUCCCUGCUUCCAUGGAACCCAAAUUUUCCAGAACUCGUAG
Messenger RNA from Rotaria sp. Silwood1, 369 nucleotides. NCBI's taxonomy places the organism in Eukaryota, Metazoa, Rotifera, Eurotatoria, Philodinida, Philodinidae. The record is from the annotation of a GenBank genome assembly.